Messenger RNA from Cylicocyclus nassatus, 954 nucleotides. Lineage: Eukaryota; Metazoa; Nematoda; Chromadorea; Rhabditida; Strongylidae. The record is from the annotation of a GenBank genome assembly.
AUGUUUGUCGAAUCAGCCGGGAAGCUUACGAAAACACUGAAACCAUGGCGUGAAUAUAAGGGAAAUCCCUCUGCUUUCAGCGGUACGUGCAUGGAUACGGAAAAGCAACGGGUGAUAGUGUAUAGAUGUUUGCUUUAUGCUGCGAUUGCCUACUCAGUAAUUCCAAUUCUGUCGAUAUGCGUCAAUAUACCGAUGAUGUUUCACUAUCUUCGGGACGUUAGGGAAGUGGUUGAAAAUGACAUCAAGUACUGCAAGAUUUCCGUCAGAGAAAUACGAUCGGAAGCAAUUCGCAUCAAAACCCUUCCCCACUUGAAUAGCACCAGACACAGAAGAGAUAUUAAUCCAUGUACCAGCUGCUGUAGACCAGGAGAGCCUGGACCACCAGGUCCACCGGGAAGAAAAGGUCGCCCAGGGAUCCCCGGCAUUCCCGGAAUGCCAGGAGCACCCGGAAGACCCAGCAGCCCCUCUUGUGAUCCAUUUACACCACCUCCUUGUGCAUGUCCUCCGGGACAACCAGGCCCACCAGGGCCAAUGGGUCCACCUGGCCCUCCAGGGCCUCCCGGCAGGCCGGGUACUAUAGCCGCCUCUCUUGUGAGGGGGCCUCCAGGGCCUAAAGGGCCUCCUGGACCACCUGGGGCAGCAGGACCGUGCGGUGAAGCUGGAAAACCUGGAGAUCCUGGCCCGAUAGAAAUACAACCUGGCCCGCCGGGACCGCCAGGGCCACCAGGUCCUGCGGGUCCACCUGGACCAGACGGACUCCCAGGAUCACUACUAGCUUCUGGACCACCAGGACCAAAAGGACCGCGUGGACCACCAGGCCCUCCGGGACCUCCAGGAAAUCCCGGUCCGGAGGGUCCACCUGGAGCAGCUGGCGGUAGUGGUAAUCUUGGCAUUUGUCCAAAAUAUUGUGCAGUGGAUGGUGGGAUAUUCUUCGAAGAUGGAACUCGACGUUAA